AUGCUGCCGCCUAUCGAUUCUACCAUUCUCGAAUCCAAUCCCAAAUUUGCAGCAUUGCAUGCCACCCUCGCAAAUACCAUCUUAAACCCAAAUGGCUCGACUAGAAACCACUCAGGGCAAAAAGAGCGCGCUCCUAGCUCUGAGGCACUAAAGGUAUCCCGGAUUCGCGCAGCCAAAUCACAUAUCCUCCUCGUCGCUCUCCGUAAUCUCCCUCUCUCGCCCUCCACAUCAUGCUCAACAACCAGUACCACAAAGCCAAGCACCAAAUCUCAAGCAAAGCAACCCACACGAUCCCUUCCCCCUGAACUUGUUGAAUUAAUACUCCUCCUUACCUCACGCCUCUCAUCCACACCCCCGCCCUCCCAACUCAAACUCCUUGAAGCCACCCCACAAUGGUACUCUCUAUCCACAUACCUCCCUGAAAUCGGCGCACAUGUAUCAGCACAUCUCCAAACACAAGCUCUCUCACUCGCACGCAUCGUAUCACCAAGCACCAACCCAUCUUUCCUCCACCGCAACAUCCCAAAACUCACCCCCACAAUAACAUCCCUCCAGCACAGCAUCUCCACCAAGAAAGAAGACCUGCAUAAGCAACAUGCACUCUUAGCAGCCCGUACAACGUCCCUAUUACAAACAUACCAAAUUGCCACAGCUCUUACGAUCCAACUCCUCGAAACAUCCAAAAAUGGCUCCCUCUCCCUAGAAAAAUAUUACCUCACGAAGAUGAACUCCCUCGCGCUAGAAAUGCAGAAGAUAGAGCUGGAUGCGAGGGAGAAGGCUUUGAAGGGGGAGAAAAUGGUUUAUACGCCGGAUGUAGCCAAUGCGUUGGGGCGGUAUAUGGAGAAUUUGAGGGAUGGGAGGGAGAGGUUGAAGGAUCGGAAGAGGGGUGCUGAGAGGGUGCUUUGGGGGUAUGGGAUUGGGAGGAGGCAGGAGGAAGGGGGGAGGGAGAAGGAAAGGGUUAUGAGAGAGAUUGCGAGGGUUUAUGGGGAGUUACUUAAGGAGGUGGAAGAGGCGGGGAGGGAUGUGAAGAGGUUGAAAGGGGGCAGGUAG
Messenger RNA from Venustampulla echinocandica, 1050 nucleotides. RefSeq lists its product as uncharacterized. The coding region runs from base 1 to 1050 and encodes 349 amino acids. NCBI's taxonomy places the organism in Eukaryota, Fungi, Ascomycota, Leotiomycetes, Helotiales, Pleuroascaceae. The transcript has 2 exons. The record is from RefSeq and is a predicted model, not a curated record.